AUGGAAGAUGGACCACCCACGCCUGGCAGCGGCGACCGCCGUGAUGCAACCAGCCGUCGCAAGACCUUCUCUGGAGCAUUGCGACAUGCCGGGAAUACUACGGACACGACUUCACCAGCUGGAGACAUGAGACUGCCUUGGAGCUCACCUUCUGCGCCAUCUUCUCCCUCGAAUGGCGAUGACACGAGCAGUCCUUCUCCAGCCACGUCGCAGCGGACGCAUCGCCGAACAAUAUCUGGCAGUCUAUUCCAGCGCUUCAACUUCUUGCGACCGUCAAGUGACAACCUGCGACCUCCAUCACGUGAGAAGGAUGUCGCACCGCCAAAGAGCCCGAAAAGCUUCAAGAGCCGGAAGAGCAUUGACGAUGAGUCGCCGAUCGUCUCGCCCACCUCGCCCACAAAGGAGAGUGCUAUGGCGUUCGCUUUGCGACCGGUCAAGACACGAAAGCGUAAGAGUUCCUUGCGAAAGACGGCACUGCUAGGCACGAAGCGCAUACUGUCUGAGGGUCGGGAACGGAAGAACAGCUUGUCGGCUAAGAGCCCGCUGGGUCAGUCGCCGUACCAACCUCAGGUGGUGCAGAAUCAGGAGCCACAUCGAAUAGCCAACGGUCCAGACGAUACUGAGAGCACGGGUCCAAUUGCGCCAACCUCAGACCACGCCAAAUCUGCAACUCCAAGCUUACGAAGACAAUUCAGCUAUGAGUCCGACAACACGCCAAGUAGUAGCGAUGGAAGUAUCAUGGAGCUGUCAGCUGCGACCGCUGCUCGGUUGACACUUCUCACCGAGCAUACUGCUGUACCGGUCAAGCGAGAAGUCUCCGCAGCAUCAUCCAGCAAUGAUCUACUAAGCCCGCUGGACCUCAAAUCGCCCACAAGCCAAGCUAGCUAUGCUUCCACCACAGACGACGACGACGUCCUCACCUUCGACCGGCCGGUGAACCACCAGACCCAUCUCAGCCUACCCAAACCACUAUCGUCAGCCGCAACAAGCUACUUCCCAAUCUCAACCGGCUCCCUCUACCCUGCCUCGCCUCCGCCACACGACUACACCGAGACCGAAUACUGGGGCUGGAUUAUCCUGUUCGUGACCUGGUUGACUUUCACCGUAGGAAUGGGUUCUUGUCUUGAGAUCUGGAGCUGGGCUUGGGAUGUUGGCGAGACUCCUUAUGCGCCGCCGGAACUGGAGGACGAUCCUACGUUGCCGAUUGUGGGGUAUUAUCCGGCGUUAAUUGUGCUCACGGGUGUGGUUGCUUGGGUGUGGAUUACGGUGGCUUGGGUGGGGAUGAAGUAUUUCCGGCAUGCUAAGAUUGAGGUGUAG
Messenger RNA from Recurvomyces mirabilis, 1317 nucleotides. RefSeq lists its product as uncharacterized. The transcript is spliced from 2 exons. NCBI's taxonomy places the organism in Eukaryota, Fungi, Ascomycota, Dothideomycetes, Mycosphaerellales, Teratosphaeriaceae. The coding region runs from base 1 to 1317 and encodes 438 amino acids. The record is from RefSeq and is a predicted model, not a curated record.